AUGGAAGAAUCAUAUCCCAGCACAUCGUCCUCAUCUGCAGAUAUACCACCAAUCAACCCUUUGGAUUUAUACUCACUUCGAUAUUAUAUAGACUCCUGGAUCGAAGUAUCUUCACAGCCGUCCACGUCCUCCCUAUCGUCGGCGGCUACCACCGACGACAUCAUCACUACAGGUCUCCGCGUCGAGCGAUCAGAACCACGGGUCUCACAACUCCGGAGUAAGCGCAAACGAGCAAAACAGAAUCUAUUGCGGUCAGUCCCUGUCAGCGAUUCCUCGCACGAGUCGAGCGUAGCCGGCGGUAGCAGCCAGGAUGAGUAUGAGGAAAGCGACAGUGAGUCGGAUAAAGUCCUCAGUGGUUCCAACGAAGAUGUCACGACACAAUCGCAAGGAGAUGCUUUGCUUUUGCGCCACGGCUCCAUGUCAGAGAUCACAUCGUCCGGGGAGGAAGAGGAUGCCGAUGAUGAUGAUGACCGGUCGACGGCAUUAGGCCCGCGAUUGAGCUCAUCACCGUUUAUUCCUCAACCUAAUGCCUUUUCCCAUGCACCACAGUAUUCGCGAUCGAGGUCGUACAACGGCCCAGCUCCGACUCCUAGCCUCGUGUCCAAUAGCAGCCAAGCAACUGCCAUACGGCACAGCUCGAGUUCAACCGUGCGAAACACUCGUCAGCGUAGCCGCACGCAGCAUGUACCAUACAAUAUGAUCUCUCCCAGUUAUCAGGCAGACCACGAUGCAGCGCUCCGUGCUAGUUUGUCAACUCUCCUAUCUCUUGGUACAGCAGUUCGUGGUGCACCAAAGAAUGAUAGCCCACCAGCUCCCACAGGUCCCCAGGUUGCACCUGCAUCCUCAUUUCGUCUUGUACCCGAGUCAGUUGCUAUGGGCGAAGGCAUCGACGACAGCAGUCGCCAAACGCGAAUAAAUACCGGUACUCCUCGUGCAGAGCCAAUGGACAUUCACCAGCAGUCUAAAACAGCUCGUUCCACAGCUUCUUCUUCUUCUUCAGCACCUUCAAAGGGUAAGCAGAGAGCGACCAAAGACCGUGGGGCAUCUCAUGCAUCAUCAUUUUCGAAGAAAUCCCGUCAAAACAGCGUGGCUAGUUCUCUAGUGCCUGUUAGCCCAACACUUAUGACAUGGGUGAUUAGCGCUGGCGUAGUAGUAUUAUUCUCGGCUAUCAGUUUUUCAGCUGGGUAUGCCCUCGGGCGCGAGGUUGGACGAACAGAAGUGGGAUUGGAUUCAACUGUCGGUGGAAGUAUGACUGAUCGGUUCGCAAGCGUGAAAGCAUCGAAUGAAUGCGGCAGAGAUGCGGUGAAGGGGAGUCUCAAGCGUCUCCGAUGGGGUGCUACGGGUGGCGGUGGUGUCAGCGUCUACAACUAA
This is a messenger RNA of Talaromyces atroroseus, 1371 nucleotides long. RefSeq lists its product as hypothetical. The transcript has a single exon. The record is from RefSeq and is a predicted model, not a curated record. NCBI's taxonomy places the organism in Eukaryota, Fungi, Ascomycota, Eurotiomycetes, Eurotiales, Trichocomaceae. Bases 1 to 1371 code for a protein of 456 amino acids.